ACGAAAAUCUGCGGACGAAAAAUUGUCCGACGAAAAUCUGCUGGACGAAAAACCGUCAUGGAAUCCGAACACUUGUUUUUAUCAGGCAUGACUCGAUUCAUGAAUAUUAUUUCUUGAACUAUUCCAAGCGCAAGGUUCAAGCGGUUCAAGGGACAUUUUAGGGAUUCAAGUUACUCAAGUAAAUGCACGAAGUAAAUGUGGACUUCCCAAGGUUGUGGGCCUUCUUUUUUCAGAAACUAGCUGUGAAGAUUGUUUUACAUUCAUAGAAAACUUUCAAUCAGGCUUGGCAGGAAUUAUGUUCAGGUGAACUAGAUAAGCUUGAAGAUGGGAACCAGUGGCCUUGCUGACAGCAACAUAUGCAGGCUGUGUGGAGCAGAAUCUGAAAACACAAUUUCCAUAUUUGAUGCAGAAGAUGAGGAGCCAUUUUGCAUUAAAAUCAACAAAUAUCUUCCAUUUCAGGUGUUCGAUGACGGCCGUCACCCGCGGCGCAUCUGCAGCCCCUGUCACGGGAGUGUCUCAGCCACCCAGGUGUUCCUGGACCGGGUACUGGAGGGCCAGUACACCAUACACGCCCUGCUGCACCCGGACCGGCCAGCGCCGCCCGACCCGGCCGCCCUGUACGCUGCCGAUAACGCUCUCCGUGGCCAGCUACUCGCCGAUGAGGUGCUGCAGAAGCGCCGCAGGGGACGGCCGCGGAAGGGCGACGUCACGGCGGUCAAAGCAGCAGACCCAAAGCCAGCGCCGGCCCCGGCACCCGCCGAGCCGCCGCCGGCGCUGGACCGGUCUCGUCGCCCGCGCGGCCGGCUGCCAGCGCGCUUCCAGAACUCGGUGAAGGGCAGGGAACUGGAGCGCGUGCUGGGGGGUGCCGACGUAGCUGAGGCGGCCGGAGACGGUGACGGCGAGGGCGAGACGGGAGCGGAGGGAGAACGAGCGCCGUGCCAUGUCCGCGUGGAGGUGCUCUCUGUGCCGGGUGAGGCCGGGUCCGGCCAAGGCGGCUCCACCUCCGACCAGGACCAGCCGGAGACGCUCGAGGAGUUUCAGCCCUCCGACGCCGAGGCGGCGACCCCGUUUUCCCGCAAACGCCGGCGACAGGCGCGAUUCCAGUGUGAGGUCUGCGGCAAACAGUUCCAGAUGCAAGGCCGACUCAAGUUCCACAGGGCGCUGCACCGCGGCGUGCGUUUCGAGUGUCUGGGCUGUUCGGCGCGGUUCAAACUCGGCGCCGAGCUGGCGUUCCAUCAGACGGAGACGGGCCACACUGGACAGGGCGUGGUGGAGGGUGUGGACUCUGAGCCGCUGGCGGACCGCUCCCGCGUGCCCUGCACCGAGUGCCCGCGCUCGUUCGCCUCCAAGUGGUCCCUGCAUGUACACCAGCUGCAGCGACACAACGCCGACAAACGCUUCGAGUGUCCCACCUGCCACAAAAAGUUUGGGCAGCUCAGCCAGAUGAGGAUGCACGAAAAGUCACACACGACGCGCUCCCAGCCGCGGACAUGCGCCGAGUGCGGUAAGGAGUGUAACAGCCGCGCCGCGCUGGCUUACCACACGGAGGCGGCACACGGCACGCCCGGACGACUGUUCAUGUGCAACCUGUGUGGAAAGGGGUUCCGCAACCAGCACCUGCUCAGCAGACACGGCGCGGUGCACAUCACGGAGAGGAACUUCAAGUGCCCCGAGUGUCCGUCGUCGUUCAAGACCAAGGGUCACCUGACGAACCACAUGGUGCGCCACACGGGAGAGAAGAAGCACGCCUGUCCUCUCUGCCCACAGCGGUUCGGCCACAAAACAGCGCUGACGUUCCACAUCCGAUGGCACAAAGGUGAGAAGCCGCACGAGUGUUCGGUCUGUAAGAAGCGUUUCUCCCAGCGCGGUAAUUUGGUGGAGCACGAGCGGAUCCACACGGGAGAGAAGCCGUUCCCGUGCACCGUCUGCUCCCGGGCCUUUGCCACCAACUGCCAGCUGAGCGCGCACAUGCGGUCGCACGGCGCCGGCCGCCCGCUACUCUGCCGGCCCUGCGGUAAGACGUUCACCAGCCGGGACCGGUGGAGAGCGCACUGCCGGCUCCACGGCACUCAGCGGCCCCUGGCUUGUCCCACCUGCGGCAAACAGAUGGACAACAAGUGGACUCUGAUGAGACACAUGCGCACGCACACGGGGAAAGCGUCCCCUGCGGACGCCGGGGCCAGCUUGGUGUGCGGCGUGUGCUCGUGGUCCUGUGAGGACGCCUCCGCACUGCAGCGUCACCAGGAGGAGGAGCACACGGGCGGCGGCGACGGACCAGAGCUGCUGACCACCGGACUCGUGCAGGACACCGGUCCGCUGUUACAGCUGGACGGCAAGCCGGCCGAGUCUCAGGUGAUCUACGUGACCUGUCAGAACCCCGCCGACCCGUCCACCGUACAGCUCAUCGACGGCAUCGCCGCCGUGGGCGGCGCCCGGCCAGUACAACUCUCAGCAGACAGCGAGGUGCUACUGGAGGACGCAGCGGAUGGCGUGGUCCAACUGGCGGCCAACAAGGGCCUGGUCACCGGCGAGGGAACGCGCACCCUGGAGCUGACAACGGAGGACGGACGGAGAAUUCAGAUCACACUACAGGACGUGAAGGGUGACCUGGAGCCAGCCGAGCUCGCCGUCAAGGGUGAUUUGGAGCCAGCCGACCUGACUGCCGCCGUGGCACCUUCAGAGGUCGGCGGUGUCGGCCAGGGGGUCGAGUCGCUCCACGUCACUGCCGAGGAUACACAGGAGGUGGAUGGGUCCGCGCUGACCGGUGAGUCGGUGGACGUACUGGUCACGGCGUCCGACGGCCGUCAGUUCCGGCUGGUGACGCCGGCCGGGUCGGACCCCGUCCAGCUGGCCACCGAGUACAUCGCCGGACUCGAGUCGGCGCUGGACUGAGGUGGACUGCAAACGGUCACUACAGGAGGCGGAGGGGGAGGCGAGGAUCCCGUCCAGCUGGCCACCGAGUACAUCGCCGGACUCGAGUCGGGGCUCGACUGAGGUGGAUCCCAAGCUGUCACUAAAGGAGGGGGUGACACCAGAUGAUCAUUUACGGGAGAGGUGUCAGAGAAGCGGUGAUCUGUUUUCGAAUGGUGGCUGACGACGUUUAUAUAUCGAAUGAUCUCGAAUUAAUUGGACUUCUUGAGCCGUGCGUGGUUUGAUGCUUACGCAGCGGUCGUAGUCUAUCGCUCGUAUUAACUGCGAUUUGUGCUUUCAUUGUGUUUUUGUCGUUAUUGCUGGUGCUGUCCGUUUAUGCGAGGAUAUCGAUGAAUAUAUAUUUUGUUUUGUAA
This is a messenger RNA of Amphibalanus amphitrite, 3284 nucleotides long. RefSeq names its product zinc finger protein 497-like. The transcript has 18 exons. Gene Ontology annotation, molecular function: RNA polymerase II transcription regulatory region sequence-specific DNA binding; DNA-binding transcription factor activity, RNA polymerase II-specific; zinc ion binding. The coding region runs from base 325 to 2892 and encodes 855 amino acids. NCBI's taxonomy places the organism in Eukaryota, Metazoa, Arthropoda, Thecostraca, Balanomorpha, Balanidae. Gene Ontology annotation, biological process: regulation of transcription by RNA polymerase II. Gene Ontology annotation, cellular component: nucleus. The record is from RefSeq and is a predicted model, not a curated record.